Molecule: messenger RNA, 96 nt
Organism: Sclerotinia sclerotiorum 1980 UF-70
Lineage: Eukaryota; Fungi; Ascomycota; Leotiomycetes; Helotiales; Sclerotiniaceae
Exons: 1
Coding region: 1-96 (31 amino acids)
Source: RefSeq, a predicted model, not a curated record
AUGCAUUGCACCAAUGCAACACUUCUUGCCGCACUUCACCUUAUACCAAUAGAGGAAGCUCGUGGGGGAUUGGUGCUUCAGGCGAGGGUUAUGUAA